CGCGCAGCCGGCUGCCAUCUCAGCGCCGCCCGCCGCGCCGGCCCCUCCAUUUUAUCCGUAAUUCCGCCUCGUGCCCGCCCGCAGCUGCCGUGGCUCCGGAUUGUCUCUCGGAGUUGCCUCCCCCGCCCUCGCCCCCCCAGCGCACACACAGCGCCAUCGCUGCUCGCUCGCUGUAACGCCAAUGGGCCGGUUUCUCUAGCUUCCCCCCCCCCCUACACACACACCCCACCCCUUGCAACUCCAUUGCUUUCCCAGGCAUGAGAAACUGCAAAAUGGUCCGGGUGGCGAGUGUGCUGGGGCUGGUGAUGCUCAGCGUGGCUCUGCUGAUCUUAUCCCUCAUCAGCUACGUGUCCCUGAAAAAGGACAAUAUCUUCACCACUCCCAGAUAUGCCAGCUCGGGGGUGCCCCGAAUGUACAUGUUCCAUGCUGGAUUCAGGUCCCAGUUUGCACUGAAGUUUCUGGACCCUUCAUUUGUACCAAUUACAAAUUCUUUGACACACGAGCUGCAGGAAAAGCCUUCCAAAUGGACGUUUAAUAGAACAGCAUUCUUACAUCAAAGGCAAGGAAUUCUCCAGCAUGUUGAUGUAAUAAAAAAUUUUUCUUUGACCAAGAAUAGUGUUCGGAUUGGACAGCUGAUGCAUUAUGAUUAUUCCAGCCAUAAGUAUGUUUUCUCUAUUAGCAAUAACUUCAGAUCACUGCUUCCAGAUGUCUCACCUGUCUUGAAUAAGCAUUAUAACAUUUGUGCUGUUGUUGGAAAUAGUGGAAUCCUUACAGGGAGUCAGUGUGGACAAGAAAUAGAUAAGUCUGAUUUUGUUUUUCGUUGCAACUUUGCUCCAACUGAGGCUUUCCAAAAAGAUGUUGGAAGGAAAACCAACCUUACAACCUUCAAUCCCAGCAUCCUGGAAAAGUAUUACAACAAUCUUUUGACCAUUCAGGAUCGCAAUAACUUUUUUCUAAGUUUAAAAAAGCUUGAUGGGGCCAUUCUUUGGAUCCCAGCUUUUUUCUUCCACACUUCAGCAACUGUUACAAGAACAUUGGUUGACUUCUUUGUUGAGCAUAGAGGGCAAUUAAAGGUCCAGCUGGCUUGGCCAGGAAAUAUAAUGCAGCAUGUUAACAGGUACUGGAAAAAUAAACACUUGUCACCCAAGCGACUGAGCACAGGUAUUCUUAUGUAUACCCUGGCUUCUGCAAUAUGUGAAGAGAUCCACCUGUAUGGGUUUUGGCCAUUUGGAUUUGAUCCUAACACCAGGGAAGACCUCCCAUACCAUUACUACGAUAAAAAAGGAACAAAGUUCACUACCAAGUGGCAGGAGUCCCACCAGCUGCCUGCAGAAUUCCAGCUGCUCUACAAAAUGCAUGGUGAAGGACUAACUAAACUGACUUUGUCACAUUGUGCCUAAGAACUUAAAACUUGAAGUGCCAAAUGAUUGUUUAAAAAGUGCCCAAAACUGAAUUAAACAUUCUUUAAAAUAUAAUCCUAAAAAAAAGAAAAAAACCUAAAAUAUUUUCCAUAAUAUAAAGAUGCUUUUUAAUCGCCCUUUUCACAGCUCAUCAAAAGGUUUCAGCAUAUUUAGCAAUGCAGAAGUGUUUAUCAAAAUAUACUGACACUAUUCAUGGACCAGGAAAGUUUAAACUCUUUAAGAUAGAUAUUUUGCAUUUAUAGAUAUGCUACUAAAUACAUGUUUUAAAAUAUUUUCAUAUAUAUAUUUUAACAUUACACUAAAUGCCUCUAACCUCCAAAUUUUAAUGUUCCAUGCAGAUUAGAAUUAGAACCGUUAGUUUAAAAUAUUUUGCUUAUCUUACAGCUAUUACUAUUAGUAGUGAAACAUACACAUGUUGCCAUGGCUAAUUGGAGAAAGCUAAUUAAGCUUUCCAUUUACUAUCAAGUUCUAGUUCUUUAGAACAGACUCUGAUUUUCACAGCUUGCAUAUGAUCUGUGGUAUUGUAUUUUACAUAUUCCUAGGAAUAGUAUUAAAGUGAUGGGCCUUGUCAUAGCUAGAUACAUAAAUUGUUCUUAGGUUACUUCAGUGUUUUAAUUCAGUUUGAGACAAAUCCUAGAGACGGACCCAUUUAAAUCAAUGGGAAUGUUGUCAUUAACAUCAGUGUAACAGAAUUUGGCUGUUUGAUUUUAAAAUUAAUGUAUCAAGAUUAAUAAUAUAAUUUUUUUAAAAAAAAAUUCUUUUCUGUGAUGAGGAGACCCCUGGAGACAUCCAAGGAAGGACCCUUUCUAAUCCUAUCCAAACAUCCCCAAAGGGGGCUGGCAGUGAUUUUAGGAAUAUAGAUCCUUUGGAAGAGGAGCACAGUUUAUAAUAGUCUCUUUGACCUAGGCUCUUCUAUUCCUAAACUCCCCUUCAUCAGUGUUCUUGCUGCACUCCCAGUCUUCACAAGCCUAACCCACAUAUUCUAAAGCCAUUGCAAGAAAUGGGUUUUCCACUUCAUAGCCCAUUCCAUGACCAGCCAAAGCCCUGGUCCUGCAAUGCAUUCUGCGCGGCCUCUGGAGUCCACCCAUGCAGGUCUCAUUAUAGGAUCAGGGCUCAAGAUAGAAAUUAGAUUUUCACAUACAUUGUUUCUUUUUCCUUUUAGUGCUACUGUACCUCAAGCACAGUUAUUCUAUGUGUUUGGGUGAUACAUUGUGUUAUGUUCUAAAAGUCGCAUCCAUAUUGGAAAUACUAUACCCCAUCCUGUUGCUCCUUCUCCGUGUCCUCCUAAAAAAGAUGUGCAGAAAUUAGGGUAACCAUUACAUUGCUCCUGAACCAGUGCAUAUAGUUAUGUCUAAAAAAAAAGUGUAAUGAUGAAACAUAAUUCAACAAAAAUCUUUGAUCAUUUUAUUUUUAUUUGGGAGCAAUGAGGAUAAGCUCAGUGCCAACAAUGGGAACAGAUUAAAAUUACUGGCUAAAAUUUUCAAACGUAGGUGCCAAAAGUUAUUCACCUAAUUCCAUAUUUAGGUAAAUAAAAAUUCACUGAAGUCCAUGGGAGAUACAGGUUUCUAAACCACUUUGAAAUUCAGGCAACUUAUCUAUGGACCUAACUUUUGGGGACUAAGUUUGAAAAUGUUGGCCAUUGUGUCUCAGGCCAAUUGAUUGUAAUAUUUUUAAAUUAAAACCAUUAUACUUUAAAAUAUUCUAACAAUUUUAUAUUAUUUUAUAUGGCUUUAAGUGAAGAAUAACUAAUAAUGAUGUAAAACAUCACACAUGCUGCUAUCUUAAUUUUUCCAAGAUUCUUUAUCUACAAAGUAGAAAUAGAAUUUAAGAAAGGAAAACUCCAGGGUAAUAUAAAGAAUGUUCUAAUCAGUGAGGAAUGGUCUCCCUCUUCCAUGGAAUCCACUGAAACCUCUGCACCUUGGCUUGAGAUGGCCAUGCCGGGACUGGUGAAGGAUGGAAAUGGGGACCACUGCUUUAUUUAGCAUACUCCCCUAAGCAUCCAUGGUGAAAUGCUGACCCUAAAGAACUCAGUGGGAGUUUUGCCUUUGAUUUCAAUAGGAAUUUCUCUCUCAGUUCUUUUCUGAGUGAAAAUCUGCCUGAGAGUUAGGGUGAAAUUCUGGCCCUGAUCAGGUUAAUGGGAGUAUUAGCUCCCUUUCUAAGCGUUCACCUCCCUCAGGAUUCCCAUGUGAGGGGAGCACAGAGCCACUUUGCAACAACUUUAAAAAACUCUGAAUCCCAAUGCCUUUUGGUGGAAAAGCAAAUUCUAUCCAGCUGACUUUGCAUCAUCAGACUCAGCCUGUGCUAUGUAGUGUUCUUAAAGUGGCAUUUCCACCAGUGAAGGACACCAGGCCCAUUCACUGAGUGGAAAUCCUGAAACAGCAAGAGUUUUAAAACCAUUUUCAAAAUUCUUCUUUGAUUGAUGGAGAGGACAUAAAUCACCAAAAAUUUGCUGGUUUUGUUUUGUAAAUAGAAACUUAAAACUGAAAGUGUUCAGGAGGAGGUUAGCCUGUAUCCAAACUCACAGAGUAUAGAAUAUGCCAUCAUAGUGUUAAUGGAUGACUUCAGACUCUUCUGAAGUCUGAACAUAGUAUUGCUAAAGUUUCUUGCCCAGUUGUGUAAGCCUGCAUCUGCUUUCCUGGUAUCUUUUUCUGUCCUGCUCGGUAUUCUUAAGAAUUCAUACACUAGAAUAUUAUUACAGGUAUUAUUAUUAAGUGGCCUCAUAAUGGUGCGGUACCAAUGUAUCAUGGCUCCAUAUGAUUAAUUAUUGCUAUUUUACUUAUUAUUUGCAUUGCAGUAACAUGUGGGAUCCCCAAUCGGGGAUUAGUUCUCCAUUGUGCUAGCCACUGUUCCAACACAAGACAAAAAGACAGUCCCUGCCCCCAAAGAGCUUACAAACUAAGAUAUACUCAGGUUAAGGAGCUAGGGCCCAGCCCUGAAAACCUCUACCUUCUGACUAGUCCUACUGAAGUCAGAUGAGUAAAGGUCUACAGGAUUGGACCCAUCCCUUGUAACUACUAAUCUGCCAUGUUACACUGUGAGUGUGAUUGCUAUGGUACUCCUGAAGUCCAGUGGGAUUCACAGGCCACUUCCUUCUAGCCAUGGAGUGGCAUUGCUGUGUCCUUUGGGAGAAACUGCCUUUGAUGCCUUGCAAAGUGAGGUGUUAUUGUGACUGAGGAAAGAGUGUGGGGAGUGUUCUAUUAAUUUAGAUGGAAUAGAUGGGCUAAAUGUGUUAGCAUAACCCAGGCACUGUCCAAUAUUAAACAGUGUUAAACAAGGUCUGGGGUUUGGUAUGCAGAAACCUCAGCCUACUUAGUACCAUGGCAACCACACUGUUAACUAUCCCUUUUAACCUUUUAUUAAAGAUACAGCAAGGAGAGAAAAACAGUUAAAGGAUGCAAAAUACAAAGUAUUGUGUAAGGCUUUCAUGUUAACAACAUCCCUUGUUCCCUUUCCCUUUAGCUGAAGAGAAUUUUAGACAGAAGAAGAAUCUUUGUUUGACAGUCAUUAGAUGGUACCAAAUAUGAUGUUAACUGUCCUUUUGGGAAAAAUUGAUGAAGAUAGUUGAGAUGGGCUGGAGCUGUUGUUCCUGAUACUAUUGUUAAAGUUUGAUCCUAUUUCAUCCCAGAUGGUGUUUGGGAUUCAGCUGGAGCCAAGUAGAGGUUGUGAUGUCUUCUGGGUCUAUCUCUCUCUCUCUCUGUCCUGGUCUGGUCAGGACAUCUCUCAAGAUCAGGAUGAUGAAGGCCCAGGGGUCCCAGGAGAUGGUGGGGUGGCAGCCAUGAUGGUGAAGCUUGCUCUGGUAGCAAUUUUUCUCCCCAAAGUCUUUUUCUUUUAAGGACCCCAAAAGUGGAUGGAAUAGCAUGUGGGUGGAGUAGCACAUCCCCUCAUUAUUUUGUCCACCAAUUAGGCCUACUUCUGGCACACCAAUUUGGGUUUACUAAUUUCUGGUUCAACAUUUUUCUUGCUUACAAGCAGGAUCAAAACACAGUCCUUGAGUUAUAUCAGUAGGCCUUUUUGUAUGGACUAAUUCUGUCUUUCUCCCUUUCGUACCUUUUCCCAUCAGCAUUUGUUGCUAUUGUGACAUCUUAUGAACUUACACUGACUUUUUACAAUGGAACUCACAAUUCAGGUAAAUUUGUAGGCCCAGUUAUCGCAGCUGGGGGUGCAGAGUGGGUAAAAGAGGAGCAACAGCCCCAGAAUUAAGUUCUGAGCAAUUGUGUUUUUCUGGGUGCCUGUGUCUAAGGAAGGUGAAAACAUUAUUUACAUAUUUUUCAAAAGGGAAGAAUGAGAGUUAGGUAGGGUAGGGUUCUGCACUAAUUAUUAACUAGGUACGUCAAUUAAUCUUUUCCAGUGUACUUUACUAUUGGAUUGUACAGUAUGUGUGUGUUCACUAUGGAAUCUAAAUCCAUUCUUGAUUCACUGCUAUGAAUAAUAGAAUAUUCUUAGUCUAAUUUAAUAUACACACACAGUCACCAAUACACACCUAAUUCUGUAAACAUUGUAUCAUAUUUUGUACUGUGUGGAACUCAAUCACUGGAGAACAGAAAAUAUUAUAGGAGGGUUCAUAGUUGGUAGCUGGCAUUUUAAUUAAGUGAUGGAUUAUUAAUUUCAACAGUGGGAAACUAUAAUUUUAAUCUAGUUAAGUAAAUAUGAACAAUUAGCAUCAUAUUUGUUUUAAUGCUGAGGCCAAAAUGUUGUAUAUAUUUUUCAGUUGCUGGCUCUCAACAAUAAGAAAUUAUAUUGGCCAACAAUGUCAAUGUUUGGCUACUGUACAUUGUUUACAUUACAUAGUUAUGUGCAAGUUAGGUACAUAGUUAUGUACAAGUUUAGAUUACUAAUGAAUUUAAUUAGAUGUAAUCACAAGCAAAUAUGUACUCGUCUAAAUGAAUGUUCUUUCCAUCCAGUCCCGUAGAGCAUCUUCAAGAGACAUUUUCACAAAGGGGAACAAUCUACUUAGGGCCAGAUUCCAACACCUUUAUUCUAGUUUAAUAUCACCUUACUGCAUGGGUUAUUCCACUGUCUUCUUUCCAUUGACUUCAAUGGGAAUUCUCAUGAAGUAAGGUAUUAAUGAAUCUGAAUAAGAGUAUCAGAAACUUUUAAAAUGCAGUGGACCUUCUUAUGAUGAAGUCAUCAUUUUUUCACAGUGCAGCAUCACUCCAAGCAGAAAUUCUCUAGAUCCAAAACUUCGUCUGGUACAUUUCAGUGAAUUGAAACCAUUUUGGAUCUAAAUCCACUUCACUAUGGAGUCCCAUGCUAUCUGAGUUCACUGUAAAUGUCACUGUUUAGCAUAGUGGCAACAUUUGGAUCUGAAUCUGUAUUUUGGGUUGGUGUCCUGAUCUGGAGUUUUGUUCUGCACUGCUCUACCAUUCCUUGUUCAGAAAGUGGAUUUAUUUCUCCAGUAGAGCUAGUCAGAAGAACUUCAAUGGAACUAUUUUCCAUUGGAAAAAGAGGUUCCACUGAAAUCAAAAAUGCUUCAUGAAAUUGUGUUUGAAAAAAAAAGGAAAAAAGUUUCAAAAAUGUUAAAAUAUCCCAUUUUGAUAUUUUCAGAACAAAACGUUUCAGUUUUUCCUUUUGAAAUGGUGUUUGUUUCAAUUUUACAUUUUGUAUUCUAUAUUACAUAUAUAUUAUAAUAUAAUAUCAAGUAAAAAGCCAAAAUUGAAACGAAACAUUUCAUUCAGCCCCAAUUCUUUGUUUUCUGAAAUUUUCUUUUGCAAAGAAUUCUGAACUGUUCAGGUUUCUUUCUUUAUCAGAACAAAAACAAAUUUUGAAAACUCAAAAUCCUAUUCAAAAUGGAAAUUCCAAUCUCCACACAGAUGUAAUCUCCAGCUUUCUUUUCUCAUAAUUUUGCUUGCUAUUAUUUUCAUCUGCGGGCUGGAUUCUGUUUCUGUGCUUGCUCUUUUGCACCCACAAAAUGAAUUGCAAGUGAAAAAUUAUGGGGACAAACGGCUCUGUAAAAGGAAGGUCACUCUUCUAAAACUAUAUCCCUAAUUGUUGAAGGAAGUAGACUAUGGAGUUUUGCCACUUAUACCAGGGCUGAAUGUGUUUAGUUUAAACAAAUGUUGCCUCCUUUAUAGCCUGUUUCUCUUCCCCCCCCCUUUCCCCCCCCCCCGCUAUCCCUUGCAGUGAAGUUAUGGUACUGUAGGGCAAAAGUCUCCUCUCAAAGGCACACAGUAGAACUAGACUCCAAGUUCUGCUCUCUCCACAGGAACAGAACUCCCAAGAGAAGAAUAUCAGGGGUGGGAUCCACUCUGGGCACUUGAGAGGAGAAUUUUGCCCUUGAAAACAGACUAUGGUUUGAUAAGCACUAAAGUGAUGCUAUAGCAGGGAGAAAGAGGCAGUAGGUGCUAAGUGAGAAACAUAAAUUGGUUAGUCUCUAAGGUGCCACAAGUACUCCUUUUCUUUUUGCGAAUACAGACUAACACGGCUGUUACUCUGAAACCUAUAAAUAUCUUUAAAUAUCAGAAACAGGAAUUCAGAAAAUUAUUGACAAAGGGCCAUAUCAUACCAUUGAUUUUUAUGCAUAACUCCCCAUUGUUUUUUCAGAGCCCCAUUGAAUGUUUCAGAGCCAUCGAUUUCAGCUGGGAGUUCUGCUUCAAAAUCAAUGACACAAUAAGACCCAAAGAAAAUUGCUUUUUGGUAUCAAUAUUCUUUGUUCAAGUUUGCUGCAAUGUGGAAACCAUGCUUUAAAACAAUGUAUUACUUGUAUCCUUCUGUUUUUCUAGAUGGUCUUUCAAAUCUGCUUUUGUUUAGAGACAAAAGUGAUAGGAUUCAUUAUGCAAAUUAAAGGAACCCUAUUUUGGGGGCCAAUACUCUUCUCAUUGGAGUGAAUGGAAAGACUCCCACAUGAUUCAUUCAGAGCAGGAUCAAGCCCCUCUUCUUGUCCUAAAUCUCCAUUUUCAAAUCAGUUUGUUUGGAGAAACUCACAUUAAGAGCCUGAUCCAGAAGUAUCUGUGCUGGUAAACUCCCUUUGACGUCAGCAGGUGUUUUGCCUGUCAGAACUGCAGGAUUGAGAUCAGUGUCUUUUUCCUAUUGUGUCUCGCUCAUGGCCCAUGUAACCCUUUUCAGGGGGGUGAACCUGAAAAGAGUCAAAGGUCCUGUUUGACACCUCAGUGUUCACAAACCAAAGUCAUUGAAGGUCCAGAUUCUGCCACUUUUACAGUGAGUAGUUAGCACCUAACUCCAUGACUAAUCCCUAUGGCAGACUCUGGUUGUGUUUUAUGGAGAGAUCAAAGCAAAGUGGUGCAGACAAGCAAAUGAAUGGGGUUGAACGGGGAAGGUGCAGGGCCAGGAGCACCCAAUAGGUGUCCUGACUCAGCACAUCUCCCAAGCAGACUGACAGGGAGACCCCACAUAAAUUAAAGCAACUCGUCCAGCUGCUUGCCUCCAGCCGAUCAGAUUCUUUGAGUGUCAAGUGGCAAAAAUUGCACCCCAUCCCAGGUAUUGAGGAGGGUAAAUCAUGCCUACAUUUGUUAUCUUGUUGGCUACACUCUUCCUGCCUUUCUCUUGCAAUCUGAAUUCCUUCUUGUCUAUAUCAAUCUAAAUGGAUUCCUAAUGGUGAAGGGUAAAUAUGCACUAAUACAAGUGAAUGUUUCAAUAGAUAGGCAUAGAUGUAUGACACUGUAUGCACAUAUGUGUCAUUUCAAAACAUUUUUGUUUAAAAUAUUGAAUCAUGGUUACUGGUUCCAAGGAGAAGGGCAUGAACUGUUCAAAACCAAUGCAGCCCUGUCUCGUGAGGGUAGAAUGCCUACCAUGGGACAGGUAGCAAAUGGAGACGAGGUAGGAUAGGGUUAUAAGGUUCCUGGGUGAGCACAAUGUUGGGUUGGAUGCUGUUCUGCAGCAGUUGACUGUGGUGCCAUGGAGGGCUUUCAAUGCACGAUAUCCAUUAGGGUGAAUUUUAUCUAUAAAUAGUGGCCCUAAGCUCUUUCAAGCUAAAGUUUUAAGAACUUAGCUCUGAUCACCUCAGGACUUGUUGAUGUUCAUGAUACUGUUGCACAGUCCAUAAAGGCCUAGCCUACUUCCAGUAAACUCAGUGACUGAAUUUAUGUGAGCAACUGCAUGCCUAUUUCCUUUCUCAGUGGGUAUAAGCCACCUAUAAAGAAGACCUGUGAUGGAAUGAGGAUAUGCAUGUGUAAACUCACAAAGAAAUGUGAGAGUGUAACACAGGAGUUGUGCUGAUCUAGAUGUUAGCUUGUAUAUUGGGGAUUGGGCAGGAGAGCAGUAAAACAAAAAAACAAAAAGUGUACAUAAAAAUUGGAGAUGUAUGUAUACUACUUCUGUUACUUUAUAUAUCUUUAUUUAACAUUUUAGUAUUUAGCAUUUUUUCAGUGAAUAUUACAUGUAUGUAGGGCACACACAAAAAGUCAUUCUGGCUAUCACUUUGUUUAUUUAACAGUUGAGUAUACCAAAAAGUGAGGAUUGUGAAAUAUAACUAACUGUGAAUAGAGGCUGCAAAAAGAAAUGAUUUAGAAAGCAGGUUUUCUGUAAAUGAAUGUGUCUUUAUUCCAAUGACCAUGCAGUUCAAUGCUUGAUGGAGUUGUUUUAACUAAAAAACAUAAAAAUAAUAAAAAAAUUAAAAACAGAUCUGCCAUAAUUGUAAUAAAGCAUUUAUUAGUUAAUGGCCAUAUUAGAAGUAUUAUUUAUUUUUAAAAUAGUAUUAAUGUCCAUUAUGGGCCAGGAUAUAAUCUCAGGUGAAUGGCGUGCAAAGCUGCACAUGUUGCAAAAUGUGUUGCAUGCAAAAGCUGGUAUUUGAUCUUGCUCCCACUGAAGUCACUAUUGGCUUCAGUGGGAUCAGGAUCAGGCCCCAGGGCAUUACUUAAUAUGUACUUGAUGUGGCCACACAUCUGAGAUUUGAAUGUGGCCUGCACAGUGUAAUGUACAUGUAAAUAUGUUGUCAUAUUUGUGAACAAGGAACCUGUUUCCUUUUGUAGAGAAAUCCUGCAUAUUUAUUGUGACUGUAGUUUGUGGGGGGGGAAACACAAUGAUUCAUUUUGAAUCUUUUCACAAUGUUAUUGUUCGGUGUGAAUGUGCCUGCAACAUUGACUCAUGUGCCAAAACACAAUAUUGAAUGCAUUGUUUUUAAAUAAAAUAUUUUAUUGUGCAUUGGAAA
This is a messenger RNA of Caretta caretta (loggerhead turtle), 10524 nucleotides long. It is a transcript of the gene ST8SIA3, whose product is annotated as ST8 alpha-N-acetyl-neuraminide alpha-2,8-sialyltransferase 3. NCBI's taxonomy places the organism in Eukaryota, Metazoa, Chordata, Testudines, Cheloniidae. The record is from RefSeq and is a predicted model, not a curated record. Gene Ontology annotation, biological process: oligosaccharide metabolic process; N-glycan processing. Gene Ontology annotation, molecular function: alpha-N-acetylneuraminate alpha-2,8-sialyltransferase activity.